Messenger RNA from Penicillium expansum, 4038 nucleotides. Its product is annotated as ABC transporter, integral membrane type 1. Gene Ontology annotation, molecular function: ABC-type transporter activity; ATP binding; ATP hydrolysis activity. Gene Ontology annotation, biological process: transmembrane transport. Bases 1 to 4038 code for a protein of 1345 amino acids. Lineage: Eukaryota; Fungi; Ascomycota; Eurotiomycetes; Eurotiales; Aspergillaceae. The record is from RefSeq and is a predicted model, not a curated record. The transcript is spliced from 15 exons. Gene Ontology annotation, cellular component: membrane.
AUGGCCUCGACGGCCCAGGCGCUUUGUCUGAGUGUGGCUGAUAGCGCAUUUGGCCCCCGCGUCAAUGUCGCUUGUCGAAAUUUUGAUUUCACGGUCUACUUCGAGGAUCUAUUUUUCGCUUGCCUCCCAACUGCGUUGUUUUUAUUGGGUCUCCCUGCCUCACUGUGGCUGCUGUGGAACGAGCCCCGUCGUAUCAAGCGGUCUACGCGACUGCUCUUAUUUGAGUCCUCUGAGAAAGAGUCCAUCGUCACCCCGGAAACAGAAAAGCCUGCCACUCCAGAACCAUUUAGUGGUUUUUGGAAGCAAGCUAGUUUCGCUUGGCUUGCCGGAACAUUUCGCCUGGGAUAUUCCAAAGUCAUUUCCGUUGACGAUCUCCCUGAUCUUGAUCCACGGUUAGACACUGAGACCGUUGGGAAUAAGCUACAGAGUGUCUGGUCAAAAGAAGAAAACAAGUCUAAGAAACAUGCACUGCUUAUCGCUUGCUUCCGUACCUACUAUGCUCCAUUCAUAUCUGCAGUCAUUCCACGCCUAUUUCUAUCGGGAUUUACCUUCUGUCAGCCGUUUCUCAUCAACGCCACUGUGUCAUGGGUUGGGAAUUCAGAGGCUGCCAUGGAUUCUGGCAAGGCCCUGAUUGGGGCGUACGCUCUCACAUAUAGUGGAAUGGCCGUUUUCACUGCUUUGUACGGAUAUCGCACUUUCCGGUUUACGAUUCGCCUUCGAGGGGGCCUGAUUUCGCUCAUCCAUCGGCAGACUGUUCGAGCCCGAGCGGUUGAUCUGGGCGAAACUACUGCAAUCACCCUGAUGGGAACUGACGUUGAACGGAUUGCGAGUGGCUUCCGAUCAAUCCAUGAAAUGUGGGCUUCUUUGAUCGAUAUAGCAGUAGCAAUAUACUUGCUGGAAAGGCAACUUGGAGUGGCUUGUCUAGUUCCAGCGGUGAUUGUUGUCGCCGCUACUAUGAAGCUCGCGGCCGCUAGUAGCACAUCGCAGCGAUCUUGGGUAGAAAAGGUGGAGGAUCGAUUACGUAUGACAUCACUCGCCUUGGAAAAGAUCAAAGAGGUCAAAAUGCUCGGUCUAUCUGAAAAGAUUUCUUCCAUUAUCCGGGGGCUUCGGCAGGCCGAGGUCGCUACAUCAGCUGUGUUCCGCAAGCUUUUGAUUGUCAGGGUUGUUAUAUCCAAUUCCCCAACUGACUUGGCUCCCAUCGCAACAUUUGUCGUCUACACGAUCAUUGCCCUGAAGAAACAAGAUCAAUCAAUCCUUGCUGCCAAGGCGUUCACCUCCAUGUCCCUAAUUUCCUUGGUCACCACCCCCGUCUUAACAUUUAUCCAGGCCAUUCCGGCUGUCAUACAAUGUGUGGGAUGUUUCGACAGAAUACAGGAGUAUUGCAGUACGCCACAUGCAAAGGGCAACUCCGAUGCCCCGGAUGCCGGAGAAACUCUUCAAACCGGAUCGCCCAGUUCUUUUAAGAUGGAGAAGUUACAUCCUGAUAGCUCACAGAUUGAGUUCAAGGGUCAAGACUUUGGAUGGGAAAAGGGUGCCUCCCCUGUUCUGCAUGAUGUUCGUCUGACAGUCCCGGAUGGUCUUAUAACUAUGAUUGUCGGGCCUAUUGGUUGCGGAAAGUCCACUCUGAUAGAGAGCAUACUCGGGGAAACUCUUACCGCUAGGGAGCUGUCUAGCACAAACCUACCAUCUGUCGCCUACUGUGCUCAGAUUCCAUGGAUUCAGAGUCGAACAAUCCGCGAGAACAUUAUUGGGAACAGACCAAUGGACAAAGUCUGGUAUCAAACGGUGAUCUCGAGUUGUGGGCUCGAGAAGGAUGUUACUCGACUUCGCCGAGGAGACCAAACUCCCGUUGCUGGUAACGGGAUGACACUCAGUGGUGGACAAAAACAGCGAAUUGCAUUGGCGAGAGCACUCUACUCUCGAAGCAAACUCGUUCUGCUAGACGAUGUUUUUAGUGGUAUUGACUCAAGUACCACUGAAGCUAUUGCUCGUGAUCUUUUCAGCAACACGGGGCUACUCCGUAAAUUGCAAACCACAGUGGUUUUUGCCACUCAUUCCAUGUUCCUUCUCCAAUACGCGGAUAAUGUCAUUGUCCUCGAAGAUGGCCGCGUCCUGGAAACAGGGAGUUUGGACAGCCUCAAAACUCCCAAUUCCUAUACUCAAGAUCUGAAAUCCGCAUCAGUAACUUCUUCUGUCAAUAGCAGCGGUAUCAGUUCCAAUGACGAAGCAAUAUCGUCUUCUAUUUCCCAUAUGAAGAAUGAAGAUCUUGCCGAAGACGAUGUCGAUAAUCCAGACUCAUACGAUGACUUGAAUCGCCAAGAGGGAGACUUUUCUGUUUACUCCUACUAUGCUUCUGCAUCUGGAAGACUUACAUUUAUCUCAUGUCUGAUCGUCGCAUUGCUCUGGGCAUUUUGCCGUGAAUUCACUACUGUGUGGCUGGACUUGUGGACAGUAGCCAACGCGAAGAGUGGUAAUUCUCACAUUGCCAUGUAUCUCGGGGUAUAUAUUGCUAUUGGGGUUGCCAGUAUCAUAUGCAUGAUCAUCGUUUCCUGGCUUUUGAUUGUCAACGUGAUAUCAUCUUCAGCACUCAAGCUCCACGAAAAUGUUUUGACCAGCACAUUCAGAGCACCAUUCCAAUUCUUCCACAAUGCCGACAUUGGUAGUAUUACGAAUAGAUUCAGUCAAGAUAUGGAUCUCAUUGAUAUGAGCCUACCCAUUGAAGUCUUCAACGUUAUCGCCUGGGGAUGUACAUGUCUCGUCAAAUUGAUCAUCUUAGCCGUCGUAGCCAAAUAUCUGGCUAUCGUCAUUCCUUUCGCCGCGGCCCUUGUCUACAUGACGCAAAAGUUUUAUCUACGCACAUCCCGUCAAUUGCGAUUCCUAGAUAUCGAAGCCAAGGCACCAUUAUAUACUCAUUUCCUUGAGUUGGUCAAUGGAGCUGCAACGGUCCGCGCCUAUCAAUGGCAAGAAAGUUUCGAUAAAACCUGUGUCACUCUGCUCAACCUCUCUCAGCGUCCAGUGUACUUGAUGUACUGCGUUCAACAAUGUCUAGGCUUCUUCCUGGAUAUGCUUGUGGCUGUACUGGCUGUUAUCCUGGUGGCUAUAGUCGUGUUCCUCCGGGAUAAAUUCAAUCCCGGAGACGUCGGUGUCGCCCUAGUGAUGGUUAUGACAUUCAACAGUGUUUUGAUGCAGCUUAUCAAAGAUUGGACGAAUAUGGAGACAUCAAUUGGAGCUGUGUCCCGUGUGAAGGUAUAUGCAGCCACGACCGAGUUGGAGGAAAGCACACUUGAUCGAACACCGUCUUUACCCACACAAUGGCCAGCUGCUGGGGCCGUUGAGUUUUCAGGCGUCGUUGCAAGACACUCGGCAACACUUCCUCCCGUUCUGAAAGGUAUCUCAAUGUCCAUCCGAGCUGGAGAAAAGAUUGCCAUUUGCGGCCCAUCUGGUAGCGGAAAGACAACCUUGAUCCUCGCGCUCCUUGGUAUGAUUCAAUUUGAACAAGGCAAUAUUCGUAUCGAUGGAUUCGACUUGUCGGAUUACUCCAAAGCCGAAACCAGAACCAAACUAAAUGUUAUUACACAAGACCCCUUCUUAGUUGCUGGCACGAUCCGCUUCAACGUUGAUCCCCUCGAGGGGGCAUCGGAUGAUGAGAUUAUCAGCGCUCUACAAAAGGUGCGACUAUGGGGGAAGAUUGAAAAAGAGGGUGGGCUUGACAUGGCCAUGAAAGUCACUACAUGGUCUCAGGGCCAGAAGCAACUCCUCUGCCUCGCUCGUGCGAUGGUUCGAAAAGGAAAAGUACUAAUUCUCGAUGAGGCUACGAGCAGUGUUGACAACGAGACCGAGAAUUUCAUGCAGGAAAUCAUCAACACUGAGUUUUCGACUCAUACUGUCUUGGCGGUUGUGCAUCGGCUAAGAUUCAUUAAUCAUUACGAUCGUAUCGCUCUCUUGGAUAACGGUGUCUUGAUGGAAUUUGACUCGCCCGAGGCACUUAUGUCAACGGAUUCACGAUUUAAGACACUUCACGACUCUGGAAACUUGUGA